AUGACGAACCAGGCUUCGCCAGUUGAAGAGCAGGAAAAGCUUCUGGAAGAAGCUUUAAAUGUAGUUAAAGUGCAGGCAUUUCAAAUGAAGAGAUGCUUGGACAAAUCAAAGUUAAUGGAUGCUUUAAAGCAUGCAUCUACAAUGUUGGGAGAAUUACGUACAUCCCUUCUGUCUCCUAAGAGCUACUAUGAGCUAUAUAUGGCCAUAACUGAUGAGCUACGGCACCUUGAACUUUACCUUCUAGAAGAGUUCCAAAAAGGGCGUAAAGUAGCAGACUUGUAUGAAUUGGUUCAAUAUGCUGGUAACAUUGUUCCACGUCUCUAUUUGUUGAUCACUGUUGGCUUGGUGUAUAUUAAGACUAACACAAACUUAAGAAGAGAUCUCUUAAAGGAUCUUGUUGAGAUGUGUCGUGGUGUACAGCAUCCACUGCGGGGAUUGUUCUUGCGCAACUAUUUAUUACAGUGCACGAGAAACAUUCUCCCUGAUACCACUGAAGCACAAAAUGAAAACGAGGGAACUGCACGUGACGCUAUUGACUUUGUGCUGAUGAAUUUUGCUGAAAUGAACAAGUUGUGGGUGCGAAUGCAGCAUCAGGGUCACUCAAGAGAUAAAGAACGACGCGAGCGUGAAAGAUCCGAACUCCGUAUAUUAGUUGGGACGAAUUUGGUUCGUUUGUCGCAAUUGGAGUCUGUGGGAGUGGAUGACUAUAGGCGUCUCGUGUUGCCUGGGAUUUUGGAACAAGUUGUCAGUUGCAGAGAUGCGAUAGCCCAGGAAUAUCUUAUGGAGUGUAUUAUACAGGUAUUCCCUGACGAGUUCCACCUGGCGAAUCUGCAGCCAUUUUUAAAAUCCUGUGAAGAACUACAACCCGGAGUCAAUAUAAAGAACAUUAUUAUUGCUUUAAUUGAGCGAUUGGCUGCGUUUAGUCAGAGAAACGAAGGCAAUGUCAACUUAAGCGUGGUUCUAGAAGAUGGGAAAGAAGAGGAGGUGCAAUUGUUUGAAGUUUUCUCGGAUCAAGUCGCUGCUAUCACUCAGAGUCGCACAGACAUGCCAUCCGAAGACAUGCUAUCCCUCCAACUGGCUUUACUUAAGUUGGCGCAACGCUGUCACCCAGACAAACUGAGUUACGUGGACCGAGUAUUGGCUCACACGGACAGGAUCUGCACUGAUAUUCAGCAGGCGAGCGGCAAAAACCACAUAGAACACAACACGCCAGUGUUCAAAGAGCUGAUGAAGAUUCUGAAGCUCCCGGCAGACCAUUACAAGAACAUCUUAACAUUGAUCAAACUCCAGAACUACGCGCCUCUCAUCAAUCGCCUCAACCAACCUGGAAGGCUGAUGAUUGCUGUGCAUUUAAUCACGGAUGUUAUAGAGAGCGAUACUACUGUGUCUGCACCAGAAGAUGUUGAUUCAGUACUCUCAAUGGUUGAUGUGUUGGUGAAGGAUCAAACUGCUCAAGUAGACGAGAAUAAUGAGGACUUUGUAGAAGAACAGGGACUCAUGGCCAGACUGAUACAUCACUUCAAAUCGGAUUCAGCCGAUCAGCAGUAUCAAAUACUGAGCACAGCGAGGAAAGCGCUUCAAAGCGGCGGCGUCAAGCGGAUUCAGCAUACUUUCCCACCUAUAGUGUUCCACGCGUACAGACUGGCUUUCAUCUACAAGGAUCUUAAGGAUCAGGAUGAGAUGUGGGAGAAGAAAUGCCAGAAGAUCUUCCAAUUCUGCUAUCAGACCAUCGGGAUGCUGGUAAAAGCUGAGUUGGCUGAACUGCCUCUAAGAUUAUACCUGCAAGGGGCACUGGCAAUAAGCGAAAUAGGUUUCGCAAACCACGAGACGAUCGCAUACGAAUACCUCUCGCAGGCUUUUACCUUAUACGAAGACGAGAUUUCGGAUAGCAAGGCACAGUUGGCCGCUAUAACCCUCAUUAUCGCCACUUUUGAACAGAUCAAUUGCUUUGGUGCUGAAAACGCUGAACCCAUGCGUAAUCAGUGUGCAUUGGCAGCUAGUAAGUUACUCAAGAAGCCAGAUCAGAGUCGCGCUGUUGCGUUAUGUGCUCAUCUCUUCUGGAAGGGGGCAAAGGACGGGAAACCGUGGGCCCUAAACGCAGAAACGAGAGCUCUAGAAUGUCUCAAAAAGGCAGCGAAGGUCGCCCAACAAUGUAUGGACGGAGGUGUACAGGCGCAACUGUUGGCAGAACUAUUGGGAAGAUACGUUCUGCUCAGAGAGAGAGGCUGUGAGGCGCUUACCACCAACCUCAUACAAGCUAUAAUUCAAAAGAUCCGUGAAGAGUUAGCAAAUCUGGACCAGAGUGAAGAAGUGGAACAAGUAACAAAGCACUUCCAUAAUACCCUUCAGCAUCUUCAAAGUCGUAUGGAAUGCCCAGACCCAGAUUCACUUGGGUAUGAGGGGUUGCAACUAGCCUAA
Molecule: messenger RNA, 2418 nt
Organism: Pieris macdunnoughi
Lineage: Eukaryota; Metazoa; Arthropoda; Insecta; Lepidoptera; Pieridae
Source: the annotation of a GenBank genome assembly